This is a messenger RNA of Schizophyllum commune H4-8, 496 nucleotides long. RefSeq lists its product as uncharacterized. The transcript has 2 exons. The record is from RefSeq and is a predicted model, not a curated record. The coding region runs from base 1 to 450 and encodes 149 amino acids. Lineage: Eukaryota; Fungi; Basidiomycota; Agaricomycetes; Agaricales; Schizophyllaceae.
AUGCGUCUCCGAGUCGAUGAUCAUCAAGCCAAGAGAUGGGCGUGUGACGUGAUGUCACACACUUUCUUGACUCUUGCGACCACUGCCCGCCUCCCCGCCUCGUUGCCGGUCGCCCUCCUUCGCCUCAAAUGCAUCAAAAUCGAAGUAGAAGGGAACAUGGAAUGCAUUCUGGGCCCUAGCCGAACCGUCCCCAAACAGCCUACUCCCCUUCCCCUCCCGAUCGCGUACGCGUAUAUGACCGCCGACCUCGUCCCUCACGUCAAUAUGGACACGAUCGGCCUCCCGCCUAGGGCAGCCGCCGUCUCGUGUGCGCGAUGCCUCGACGGCGCCCACGCAUGCAACUCUGCACGACGUGUCGCCAUCAGUGUCAUCGGUGUCAGCGACGACGCGCGCGAUGCCUCGCGCAACAUCGGCCGCGAGGGGCUGAGACGUCCGUCGCUGCGGAGAUGAUCAGCAGGGAUCGCUGUUUGGACUGGGGAAACAACGGCGACAUCGG